This is a messenger RNA of Nannizzia gypsea CBS 118893, 7116 nucleotides long. Its product is annotated as lovastatin nonaketide synthase. Gene Ontology annotation, biological process: fatty acid biosynthetic process; secondary metabolite biosynthetic process. Gene Ontology annotation, molecular function: phosphopantetheine binding; fatty acid synthase activity; oxidoreductase activity. The transcript is spliced from 4 exons. NCBI's taxonomy places the organism in Eukaryota, Fungi, Ascomycota, Eurotiomycetes, Onygenales, Arthrodermataceae. The coding region runs from base 1 to 7116 and encodes 2371 amino acids. The record is from RefSeq and is a predicted model, not a curated record.
AUGGAUUGUUCAGAUAAACAGGAACCCAUUGCUAUUGUUGGUGCCGCAUGUCGCUUUGCUGGCGAGGUGUCAUCCCUUGGCUCUCUAUGGGAUAUGAUCAGCAAGGUCAAGACCGGCCACUGUACAGUGCCUGGUGAUAGAUGGAAUAGCAGUCACUGGUAUCAUCCAGACCCGGACCGAAAAGGCAGCAUCGGUUCACAGCACGGAUACUUCCUUCAACAAGACAUCAGCCACUUUGACGCCCCUUUCUUCUCAAUAACGGCCAAGGAGGCGGCCGCAAUGGACCCGAUGAAGAGGCUAUUGCUUGAAGUGAGUUAUGAAAGUUUCGAGAAUGCCGGUAUCCCGGUCGAGGAUUUGAUGAAUAGUCGUACGGGUUGCUACGUUGGCAGCAUGAGAAACGACUACGAAAUGAUCUCCACGCGCGAUUUUUACGACAUCAGCCAUCCGGCAGCAACUGGUCUAAGCGGAGCAAUGACUGCUAAUCGUGUGUCAUGGUUUUUUGGUCUCAAGGGCCCAAGUAUGACGCUUGACACAGCCUGUAGCUCGUCGCUAUACGCUCUUCACCUUGCAUGUCAGUCGCUUAGGCUGAGAGAGACCAACAUGUCGCUCAUCGCGGGGGUUAACCUUAUGAUUAACCCCAAUACUAUGAACCAACUCACCGCAAUGCAUAUGCUCAGUCCCGAGGGCAUCUCGCACACAUUUGAUGACCGCGCCAAUGGGUAUGGCCGUGGAGAUGGUAUUGGCGCUCUGAUAGUCAAGCGUCUAUCAGAUGCUAUUCGUGAUGGUGACACCAUCCGCGCCGUGAUUCGUGGUACUGGUGUCAACGCCGACGGCAAAACACCCAGUAUCACACAACCAAGUUCCGAGGCACAGGCCGACCUCAUCAAUCAAACCUAUACCGAUGCAGGGUUAGAUCAGUCGGAGACUGAGUAUUUCGAAUGCCACGGUACGGGGACACCAGUUGGCGAUCCUCUUGAACUAAACGCUAUUGCUUCAACCCUUGGAGCAGCAAGGCGUACAGCUGGAAAGUCUCCUCUCUAUAUUGGGAGUAUCAAGCCUACUGUCGGCCAUACAGAGGGAUGUGCAGGCUUGGCAGGAGUUUUUAAGGCAAUUCUGCUACUUGAAAAAGGAAUGCUGGUUCCUACGUAUGGGGUAGAACAGGUAAAUCCCAAACUGAAGUUGACCGAGUGGAAUCUUGCCCUUCCUCAGGAUAUCGUCACAUGGCCCUCAGCAGGUUUGCGUCGUGUCAGUGUUAACUCAUUCGGAUUCGGCGGUGCUAACGCUCACAUUAUACUGGAAGAUGCUUACCAUUACCUCCAAGAAAGGGGCCUGGCUGGUAGGCACAACACAACCAUACAUGAUUCGGGCUCGGAUUCUGGCGUUGAUGAUGCACCGGUAAAUGGAGCCGUCCACGACGAAUCCAAACAAUUAUUUCUCUUCAGCAGCAAAGACCAGGCCGGGACUAAGCGUGUGUCAGAGGGCAUAAAUACGUGGCUACAAAGUGACUCAACGGAUAAAAGUUGCCCAUACUUCUUGGAGAACCUUGCAUACACACUCGCGCUGCGCCGCACACAUCUCGAACAUAGAACAUUUGCAGUUGCAAGUUCGCUAUCGGAGCUCACAAAGAAAAUAUCACAAGGAUUGCCGGCUGCAACUCGAGCACAGCGUCAUGGAGACAACCUUGUCAUGGUAUUUACUGGUCAAGGUGCGCAAUGGGCAGCGAUGGGACGGGGACUUUUUGAGAACCCCAUAUUCCGUCAAAGUAUUGAUGAUUCCCAGUCUCACCUCCAGGCUCUGGGCUGUAAGUGGAAUGCAAAUGAAGAGUUGACUAAGAUACCCAACCCAAACAUCGACCGUCCAGAAUAUAGCCAGCCCCUCUGCACAGUCGUUCAGGUUGCACUGGUCGACCUUCUUCGAUCCUGGAAGAUUUUACCUACAGCCACUAUCGGACACUCGAGCGGCGAGAUUGCUGCCGCCUACGCCGCCUCAUUUCUGACCCAAAGCGACGCCAUAAAGCUGGCCUAUGUCCGCGGCCUCAGCUCUGCCGCUAUCUCUAAGCAAGGUGCAAUGAUGGCUGCUGGGCUUUCCGAAGAUGAUGCUCAGAUAUACCUUGAGAAAGUCCCACAGGGGUCUGCGGUUGUGGCCUGCGUGAACAGCCCAUCAAGUGUGACGCUCUCUGGUGAUGUCGAUGCUAUAAACCAGCUGGAGGCUCUAAUUUCUAGUGACGGUAAAUUUGCCCGCAAACUGAAGGUCGCAACCGCGUACCACUCUCCUCACAUGCGCGAGGUUUCGCCAUCCUAUCUUGAAAUGAUUGGCGAAUUAUCACCGAGGCAGAGGGAUGAGUCGGACAGCAGUAGCCCAGUCAUGUAUUCGUCCCUUACGGGUUCCAUGGUUUCUUCUGCUGAAGAAUUGAGCGCCCAGUAUUGGGUCGACAAUAUGCAGAAUCCUGUGCGAUUCUCGCAGGGCUUUUUGGCAUUGCUGAAGCAUAAGAGAGUGGCCUCAGGCAGUACCCGCCCAGUAGCCAUACAUUGGGGAGGUUUCCUUGAGGUUGGCCCUCAUGCGGCUCUCAAAGGGCCUCUGCGACAGAUCAUUGAUGCGAGCAAUAACAAAUUCGCCAAGUCAGCACCUUACGCAUCCAUGCUCGUUCGUGGCAAAGAUGCAAGAGAGACGUCCUUGGACGCCACAGGAGUACUUUGGGCUGCAGGUUGCAAAAUUGAUAUGGGUGCAGUUACCCAGCACCCAACAGUCAAUACCACACCUCAGAUGCUUUGCGACUUACCCUCAUACCCCUGGAAUCAUACAAGAGGUUUCUGGCACGAAUCGUAUACGUCACGCUCUCAUCGGUUCCCUUCCCAUGAACGCAGUGACUUUCUGGGCAUACCGGAAGAUUCUCCAAAUAGCCAUGAGCCGCGGUGGAGAAACUACCUGCGUAUAUCGGAAAACCCAUGGAUUGAAGACCAUACAAUAACAGGAACCGUACUGUACCCAGGGGCCGGCAUGCUUGUAAUGGCCUUGGAAGGUGUCCUGCGCACUGCUGACAGCUCUAAGACUGUUGACGGUUUCCGAUUUAACGAUGUUAUGUUUGAACGUGGACUCGUGGUAUCUCUUGAUGACGGGUUGCCCGUGGAGACCCGCAUAAGUUUCCAUCCACACGGUAUAAAACCCGACUCGUGGACCUUCACGGUCUUCUCAAUGACCAAGGGCUCGCCGUGGGCAAAACACUGCUCUGGGACCGUUGCCCUUGUAUAUGAGAAGGAUGAAAGUGAAGUUGAAGAAGGCCGUGUCGAUCCAUUCUGGCAGAAACAAUUGGAUUUACGCAAGGCCCUGCUCUCUACAGCGGACUCCAUGGUUAUCAAUGUUGACGAAUUCUACAAAAAUCUGGACUCCAUCGGCAUGCAGUACGGUCCAGUCUUCCGUAAUGUGGUGUCCCUCACGUUAGUGCCGUCUAUGGGCGCUUCGCACGGAUCCAUAGCUGUUCCAGAUACCAGGUCUACAAUGCCCAAACAUUAUGAGCCGCCGCAUGUUAUUCACCCGGCAACCAUGGACUCUAUAUUCCACAUCAUGCUUGCUUCCCUUAAUAACGGUCAACCAGUGAAGCAAGCUGCGGUGCCUUAUAGCAUUGAAGAAAUGUACAUCGCCCGAGAUCAACCACAAGAGCCUGGAGCGCUCUACUCCGGCUAUGGUCGCUUGCUGUCACAGAGCGGCCAUGAGAUCGCCGCCGAGCUAUCUGUCUCUGAUCAAGAGUGGGAAAAACCAAAGCUUUCUAUUAAAAAUUUUGCUCUUCGUCAGGUUACGUCUGGGGACGACCGGGAAAUGGCUGGUUCCAUAUUGCCGGGGACCACCAAAAAUUGCGCGAGGAUCACUUGGAUUCCCGAUCUUGCUUUCGUGACUAGGGAUGAGGAUCAUACGAAGCUCGUAUCAUCUAGGGAGACGGCUGCUUUGAUCAACAGCUUGCUAGACCCGUUGUUCCUAAAGAUGUCGAGUAACACUGUACUCGUUGUAAUGUUCGAUGAGUCCAAAUCUAGCACCGAUCUUCUCCUUGAUUUAAAGAACAGAACAUAUGGACCCAAAAAGAUCAUAGCCCUCGCGACAUCCGAGUCGGGAGGCCAAUUGAUGCGAGCUACUCUUGGUGAAAGUACCGAGAAGACCACCAUCAUCUAUAACGAAUGGCUGCCGGAAAACGAACUUCUUCAGACACUGGCGCCAGAAGCUAACGAUCUUGUUAUCGGCUUGGGAGUCCCUGAUGUCUCGAAGAAUGCUACAACGCUCAUGAAGCUGGCUCCACUGGCGUGUCUUACCCAUGCCAGUCAGCCAGAUGAAGUUGACAUCGUUAUACCAGCCAGCAAGCUCGUUAGCCACUUUGUUGGGGAUACAACCGGCGUGCUGUUCGCAUCAAGCACGAGUUCACCCUCGGCUGUGCUACCUGACUCUGUUAUUCUUCUCUUGCCUAUAUCGCCGUCUGACACCCUUCGUACUUUUGCCACAACAAUCCAGGCUAAGCUUGAAAACUGCAGUGUGUCAGUCUCACAAAAAAUACUGACUCCCUGCGACGUGGCUUCACUUAGUGGGCAGUCUGUUAUUUCUCUCCUCGAGGUUGACAAUCCAUUAGUGUAUGCUUGGGACGAAGACCAAUUUCACGCCUUUAAGGCGCUCGUAUCCACAGUUGAACGUCUUUUCUGGAUUACCCACGGGAGCGUACUGGAAAGUUGGUCUAAUGGUAUUGAAUUUGCAACAAGCCAGGGUUUGCUACGAGUGCUGCGCAAUGAAUACCCAGUCACAAGCUUGCCAUCUCUAGAUCUGUCUGCAGCCGCCGAUAUUUCCAGUGGCCUAUAUGUAGAUUUGAUUCUCAACGUUUGGAGAGCGUCUCUUGCCGAGGACGCAGAAAUGGAAUACGCUGAAUCCAACGGCUUGAUUUACAUUCCUCGGGCCAUCGAGGAUGCCGGGUUCGACUACGAACUGCAAUUAGCAAGUAAUACCGCAAAGCCAGUUAUGUCUGCCCUGGGCGCUUCGGGGAAGCCACUGAAAGCGAGCGAUUCUCUCAACACCCAAGGUUGCAUCUGGGUCCCAGACAAAGAGGCGGAAUCAUCACUUCAAGCAGACGAAAUUGAGGUAAAAGUUGAGUACGCUGGACUUGGAACUAGCAAAACAUUGAGCUCUGCUCACCACGCUGUUGGUAUCGUUACUCGUCGAGCCGACUCAGCCAAGGCAUUUGAGCUUGGCCAGCGAGUCAUUGUUUUCUCCCACUCUGCCGCAAGGACUCAUGUCCGGCAAGCUCAGUCCCUGGUUGCCCCGUUGCCUGAAGGUCUUGGUCCGCAGGAGGCUGUUGCUCUUGUAGAGCCGAUGAUAACUGCGCAGUAUGCGCUUAUCGAAAUAGCCCAUCUAAAACGCGGCCAAGCAUUGCUGCUUGACAACGCAGCGAGUGCAGUUGGACAAUCCUUAAUACGAGCGGCCAAAGCUGUUGGAGCGAAUAUAUUUGCUUUAGUCCGCAGUAAAGCAGAGCGAGGGAUGAUAUCCGAUGUAUUUGGAAUCCCCACCGACCACAUCUUUGACUCUGCUUUGGACAGCUUUGUACCAUUCAUUCAAAGUAUCACAUACAACUGUGGCGUUGAUGUCGUUGUCAACCAACAAUCGGGGGCACAUAUCUCUAGAGCCAUGUCAGUCCUGAGUGAUUUUGGCCAAUUUGUCGACAUCAAUGGCGGAAGCACCAAAGCUCUCCUUCCGACCUCGAAAGCCAACUUUACUUUCACGCGUAUUGACAUGGCUACAUUGAUGCAAAGCAGACCAAGUAUUAUCAGCAAGCUAUUCCAGCGAGCAUUCAAUGAAUAUACUUUCCAGGAGCGUUCCCCACUAACAGUACUGCCGGUUACCAAUCUUUCGGCUUCAACGAACAAUACAUCGGCUGAACAAGUUGUCGUGUCUUUGACUGAUGCAAGUUCUGUACCCAUGCAUGCAACAUACCAGGAAUUGAAGCUUGACAGUCAAGCAACAUACGUACUGGCCGGUGGCUUGGGUGCACUUGGCUUAGAUAUUGCCAAUUGGAUGGUCGAAUGUGGUGCUAAGAACCUAGUUUUUCUAUCUCGAUCAGGCGGCUCAAAGAAUGAAGAUGAUCUGCAGAAGUUCGCUGAGCGUUCUGUACGUGCCGAAGCAUACAAAUGCAAUGUUAACGAUGCUGUCAGUGUUGCCCAAUUAUUUGACUCCCUCAAAGCCAGUGGCAGGAGAAUAGCCGGUGUGAUCCAAUUAGCCAUGGUACUCGAAGACGGCAUUUUCGAGAACAUGUCUUUCGCUCAGUGGCGUCGUGCGAUUGAACCCAAGACUAAAGGCUCACGAAACCUAUUGGCUAAUAUCUGGCCUGGCGAUAAACCGUUUUUCAUUUUGCUAUCGUCCAUUACUGGUGUUAUCGGCAAUACUGCGCAAGCAAACUACGCCUCUGGAAACACUUUUGAGGAUGCAUUAGCACAUCACGCUCGUGCUCAUCUCGGAAUUAACGCUACUAGCAUUGACGUCGGCUUGGUUUCUGAUUCCUCGCACUUUACGGCAGCUGGCGAAUUUGGUGAUCUCUCCAGCUACCUUAGCAGGUACCAGCACGGUUGGCGCGGCCUACAGACGAACCUUAAAGAACUUGGGGUCGUUAUGCAAGCUAUCAUGCGACGCUCUACUACAUUAGGACAGAGCGCGCCCGCUCAGAUAGUGCUGGGACUAGGUGACCGUAUUGAGCACAACGAGAGCGCUGGGGGUUUUUCGAAGGACAAGAAAUUCGAGCUCCGCGUCGUCAAAACCGGAAACGACGCCAGUGACGGCAAAGCGACGCAAGAUGUUGGUGUCCUCUUGUCCAAUGCGACGAGCAUGGCAGAGGCUGCUGUAGUUGUGGAAGAUAAUAUCAAGGAGCUGGUCGCUGCCGCCAUGGGUGUCCCCCCCGAGGAGAUAGAUUCUCAAAAACCUCUCUAUGACUAUGGUGUUGAUUCCUUACAGGCUGUCGAGGUUCGGAAUCGCGCCCUGAAAAACAUGCGGGGUGAUAUUUCGGUCUUUGACAUUCUGAGUGCUAUGCCGCUGGCCGGUGUAGCAGCCAAAAUUGCAGCCAGUAGUCAAUGGGUAAAUAUCACUGCCGACGAGGAUUGA